Messenger RNA from Oncorhynchus kisutch (coho salmon), 1456 nucleotides. RefSeq names its product E3 SUMO-protein ligase CBX4-like. Gene Ontology annotation, molecular function: SUMO ligase activity; SUMO binding. Gene Ontology annotation, cellular component: PRC1 complex. The transcript has 2 exons. Gene Ontology annotation, biological process: negative regulation of transcription by RNA polymerase II; protein sumoylation. Bases 74 to 1456 code for a protein of 460 amino acids. Lineage: Eukaryota; Metazoa; Chordata; Actinopteri; Salmoniformes; Salmonidae. The record is from RefSeq and is a predicted model, not a curated record.
CUGCCAACCUCCACCCUCAUGGUAAAUAUAUGUUUUUUUCAUCAUCUUUUACAGAGAGAGACAGGAACAGUUGAUGGGAUAUCGUAAACGUGGACCAAAACCAAAACAUCUCUUAGUCCAGCUUCCCUCGUUUGCACGGAGAUCCAGCAUCCCUGCUGGAUUUGAGGAGACGUCUCCGGAGGCCGAGAACCACCUCAGGUCAGACCCGAUCCAGAUGCACCGCUCCCAGCCCCAACAGUACCAGCUGAACAGCAAGAAGCACCACCAGUACCAGCCCAGCAAACAGGAAGUCUCAGCGGACCAGCUAGGCAACGGGAAGAAGAAGUUAUUCUAUCAGCUCAACAGCAAGAAACACCACCACUACCAGCCUGACCCUAAUAUGUACAACACCCAGUCCACCAGGCCCAAAGACAUGGUCAAAGGUCAGGAACCCAGUCCGCCCACCAAUCCCAACCCUGGGUGGAACCUGCCGCCGGCACUGCAGCAGAAAUGGGUUCGCGACAAAAACACGGGCUGCCUGAGCAAAGUCAAAGACGUGACGGUGGUGGAGAUGAAGAAAGCAGUGGUGCGUGUCAACGAGGCUGAGAGCGAAUGCGCCCUGAAGCCCAGCCCAAAGGAGGCAGCCCUUCCCAGUGCUGUCAGCAGCAAGAUGAAGAUCAUCAAGAACAAGAACAAGAAUGGACGCAUUGUCAUCGUCAUGAGCAAGUACAUGGACGGCAACAAGGCUGGGGCGGCCAAGGGUAAACACUCUUCAGACUUGACUGGAGAAGAGAAACCUCAACACGCUGAGCAGUCAGACAUGUCCAAGGUACAGGGAACCACCAAUGUCCCUAAAGAGAUCUGUAAUGCCAGUUCCAUGCCGGCCGCUGAGCAUCCCAAGAAACACUCUCCAGAAGACGGACAUUUCUCCAAACCAUCGCCCAGCACGGCUGAGGAAUACAACACAGAGGUUGCGAGGGGCCAGGCGGACUUACCGGAUGAUCACCCCCUACAGCUAACCACCAACCCAACCCCUUCCCCCUGGGCGAUGGAUACUAGCCUCCCCACCCCUAGCCCUAUGGACCAGAUCCGGACACUCCCCACCACAAAUAACGACCGCAAACGCAAGCUCUCCCACCCCGAGGAGGACAGGGGCGCGUGUAAAAAGUUUCUGAGCUCCAGGAGCAUCAGUGUCCCCAGUGCUGUGCCCACUCCGCCCCAGGACAAGCCCAUGGACCUCCACCUCAUUGUCCCCCGCCGGAGCAGCAGUAGCGGGUAUGGGUAUGAGAUUACGGACACCAGCACCAGUCAGGAAGAACCUAUGGAUCUUAGCUGUUCUAGAACCAGAAAGCAACCUGAACCUGAGCCAGUGCCAGAGCCAGAACCGGAGCAUAAGGAUCCAACUGCAGUGGUACAGGAGUCAGAGACAACAACAACGACAACAACAACAGCAACAACAACACAGAGAGGAGACUAA